Messenger RNA from Closterium sp. NIES-65, 1416 nucleotides. Lineage: Eukaryota; Viridiplantae; Streptophyta; Zygnematophyceae; Desmidiales; Closteriaceae. The record is from the annotation of a GenBank genome assembly.
AUGGCAUCUGGCCAAGAGAAGGAUAUGGCAAGGGAGGAAGGGCCCACUGCACCUAAUGAGAUGGUGAACAAUGCUGCUGAGAUUGACCUCAAUCAAGAUGAGGCAAUGGCUGACAUUGAGUUGGAUGAUAUUGAGGACUUGGACCUGGACCUUGGAGAUGAGCAUAACCAUGGUGAAGCUGAGAACCAUGAUGAAGCUGAGCACCAUGGUGAAGCUGAGAACCAUGGUGGCGCUGACAACCUUGGGGAAGAGGAUAACACCGGUGGAAAUGAGGCCACUAGUGAUGAAAAUGACUUCACUGAGGGUGAAGGCACGACUUAUCCUAUCUCCGAGGAGAUUGUUCGACUCCAGGCUAAGGUGGCAACUCAGAAUAUCACCAUCCUGCAGCAGCAGACGUCCAUUGAUGGACUCAAGAAGCACACUCAGAACCUCGAGGCUAGACUGAGCAUUACCAUGAAGGAGGUUACAGAGUUCCGUCGCAGCCUGGGCACUAAAAAACGCCAAAUUGAGUGGCUUCUGAAGACUUGCAAGAAUCUGCAAGCAUCGUGCAACAAGUUCAAUGAGCAGUUGACACAUCUUAGGAGAGAGGGUAUUUACGAACCUCCUCCUGUGCGUAGGACGGAGGUGCAGCCUUGGCUCGACCUGGUGGAUUCCACCAUGAUCCUUGCAAAUGUGCGCCCCGAGGCUCGCGUCACUGCAGCUACUCGUGCGUUGGACGAGGUGGCCCGCAGGGCUGUGUAUGGUGCUAAGAAGCAGGCACAGGGACCGUUUGAAUGGCCGGAGUUCUGCAUCGCGCUGAAAGAGGCAUUCAUGGUCAAAAAGUCCGACCUGGAACUGCGCGGACGCCUUGAGCGUAUCAAGUGUCAUGACCGUUCGGUGCAGGAAUAUGCGGUCGAGUUGGAGGCCGCAGCACGCUUGCUCCAAAAGCCCUUGGCUGAGGAGGAGAUGAUGCACAUCUUCAUGAAGGGCCUCCCUGUCAACCUGCAGCAGGCACACAUGACCGGCGGCAUGACCAAUUGGACGACUUACAAGGAGAUGAAGAAGCAGGUGAUCAAAACCGACAACAUCAUUCGCACGUACAUUUUUGGCCUCGAAAAGACAAGCCUGCAGCCCCGUUCUGAGGGCUCUGGUGGUCAUGGGAACCGGCCCCAGAAUGCGAAGGGUGGAAGCGGUUGGAACAAAAGGCCUUUCCAGCAGCGUGAUCACCAGCCUGGCCCACAGGCCAAGAGGCCUAACGGAGGGGGAGGUCAUGGACCUAACAAGCCGGACUUCUCCAACAAGCAGUGCAAAGGCUGUGGAAGGAUGGGGCACAUCAUAAAGCAAUGCCGUGAUAAGAAUGCUAUCAAGUAUUCUGGGAAGCCUAAGCCAGGCGGAGCUGGACCUUCUGGAAAGAAGGAUUUUCAUAAGCCCAACUAG